Molecule: messenger RNA, 144 nt
Organism: Australozyma saopauloensis
Lineage: Eukaryota; Fungi; Ascomycota; Pichiomycetes; Serinales; Metschnikowiaceae
Gene: TOM6
Product: Tom6p
Exons: 1
Coding region: 1-144 (47 amino acids)
Biological process (GO): protein import into mitochondrial matrix
Cellular component (GO): mitochondrial outer membrane translocase complex
Source: RefSeq, a predicted model, not a curated record
AUGGCUGCCAAGGAUCAACCUUCCACUAUUACUCAAAUUUACAACUCCCCAGCUUUCACUGCCGCUGUUCAAGUUGGUCUUUUUGUUGCUGGUGUUGCUUUCAUCCAAUCUCCUUUGAUGGACUUCUUGGUCCCUCAAUUGUAA